This is a messenger RNA of Desarmillaria tabescens, 276 nucleotides long. RefSeq lists its product as uncharacterized. NCBI's taxonomy places the organism in Eukaryota, Fungi, Basidiomycota, Agaricomycetes, Agaricales, Physalacriaceae. The annotation marks the transcript as partial. The record is from RefSeq and is a predicted model, not a curated record. The transcript is spliced from 2 exons.
GUCCAGGCUGUCGGUGUUCGUCGUCCCGGAUUCGGUAGUGCAGGCAGGGCCACUACCAUUCGUGUCAAUACAUGCGAAAUGAAUAUCCCAGAUAUCAUGGUAUAUCAUUACGACGCCAUGGAAAAGUCACACCGGGCGGCUUUCAACAUACAGCUGAUCGAAGCGCUUCAAAGCCAGUACGCCGACGUAUUUAUCAAGGCAGCCGUUUACGAUGGCAAGAAGAAUCUGUAUACGAGCCAUAGGCUUGAUUUUGGUGCUGAGCAUUCCCGCCAGGUA